UUCUAUUAUGUCUGUCCUUAGAAAUGAAAAUGCUAUUGUGAUGCCAAAAUGCUGUUUGUUUAUAUGGUGUAAUGACUAGUGUGUUCAAUGAAUAAAACCAAAUAAUUUCAGUUAAAAAGUAAAUCCUCUAAAGAAUGUAAAUUCUCAUGUGCUUUUGUUAUUAUUCUACUCUGAAAGAUGUAGCCUAAAUGUUCUGUGGAGCUAACACCAUAAAAUUAAAAGAAAUUAAACCUUAUUUCUUCCAAGAAACUGUUUUUAUACAGUUGAGUCUUCACAUGCCAGUCGGUGAUGUUUCCAGUCAGCUUUCUACUGAUAUUUUAUACCUCAGUAAAAGUUGACAAGAAUUUGGCACAGGAAAUUUGCCUAAAGUUUUCUUAAGAAAUACAACUAUUUCUGAGCUUUCUUCACCAGCAUGGAGAUGUGAGAUGUCAACUUCUCUGUGAUGCUGAAUUCCAGGAACCUAAAAAUGUUCAUCUACGCCAUCUUAGUUCCACUAAUGUGGACAGGAGUGUGUGUUUUUAUCUUUUUCCUAAAAUCAGCUCCUGUGUUUUGCUGACGCUGAGUAGUAGUUCUCUGUGCAACACUCAGCCAGACUAUGUCAGGUUUCUGGCUUGAACCCAAAGCAGAUGCAGCAGGAUAGUUUUAAGAGAUGUAUUUGAACUAUGAACAGAAUGAAAGUGAGUGGGGCAAAGGUGGGAAAUUAAAGUCCUGGGUCUGAGCAUGCUAGGCAGUCCAGUGGUUUCAAAUCUGAGAGGUUGAGAGCUUUCUGGCAGGUUGAGUUUAUGGUACAGGUUCUGCAGUUUUUUCUGCUAAGGAUACUGACAAUGGCCAGUCCUCUGGAGGUGGAGUAGACUUUACAGCUGACUCUUUGUUGAGGAGAUCAAAGCGAGCAUAAAAGGUGUUAAGCUCAUCUGGCAAUGUGGCCUCACACACUGCUGAUGCAGAUGUUUUUGACCGCCUGCCACAUAUCUUUGGUUUUGUCAGUGCUGAGGUCUUCUUCCAGUCUGUGCUAGUGUCCUGGACAGAGCUGUCACUUUUCUCCACUCAUCUAGACUUUCGGGUUGGGGAUUGAUUUUAUUAUCUUAGUGAUCAUCACAUCAUCAACACAUUUGCAGAUGUAUGUCAGUGAUUAUGUAUAUUAUACCAGUCUGUACAUUCAAAACAGUAUACUCCUCGAUUCCACUGAAAAAGAUGCAAAAUCUGUUUUGUCUUAAUUUUGGUCUUGGAAAAAUACAUAAAGAAGAUACAAUUUCACUGUUGCAUCAUCAGUUGUACAACUGAUAUUAAAAUAUGCAAAGGUAUUAUGUUGUCAUUGCAAGCUUACAAUGUAAUAAUACAGUAUAUUUGCAAUAUACUUCAUUAAUUUGAUCAUGGGAAAUGAUCUUAUUAUAUUUUGCAAUAGUUGUUCAACAUAAACUUUUAAGGACAGGUUAAAGAUUGACAAUUAGAUAAGAUAUUCCAAUUCUGUUGACAUUUGAUAUUAGAGUAGGCAAAAUAUGUGGUGGAAAGUCACCAAGUCUCAGAGAUAAAUACCAUACUUUUUAGUCCACUACAUUUAUCUGACAGCUAUAGAUACUUUAACUUUAAAAUUAAGAUUUUACACAAAAAAUUAGCUAGCUCCAACAUCAACAAUGCUAAAAAGUUUAUUUUAAUCUUAUGUCAUAUAAAUAAAUAUCAGUGAUGUGCCCUUUUUUUCAUAACAAAUACUUUCACUUUUGACUGCAGUCACAUUCACAGAAAUAUCUAAUAAUAUGCACUGUCUUUGCCACUUUAAACUGAAUAAAUAAAAUGCUUUAUGUGGUUUUUGCUGAUCUUUGAGAUUAUUUUGAUGAUUGCAGAACUUGUACUUCUUAUGGGAUAUUUUGCAUCAUUGUAUUGGUACAUUUACUAAGCAAAUGAUCUUACUAAUAAUUCCACCACUGUAAAUUCAUGCAUAUUUACAUGCAAUUUCUUACUUCACAGCUAUGGGAGGAGCACUUUUUAGUAAGCCAUGGAGGACCAUGCCGCAAAACAAGCAGGAAAAUCUCGAUUUUGUGAAAUCUUACCAACCUCGAAACAAAGAAGUCGAACAUCUCAGAAUUCUGCUUCAUGGACCAGUUGGUGCUGGCAAGUCCAGUUUCAUCAACUCUGUUGAAAGUGUUUUACGAGGCAGAGUUACUGGUCGGGCUUUGACAGAUGCAAUCUCUGGGAACAGCUUUACCAAAAAAUACACAACUUACAAAAUCCACAAAGAUCCAGAGAAUAUUUACUCAUUCAUUUUCAAUGACAUCAUGGGCUUUGAGAAAGACGACACAGAGAAAGCAAAAGAGAAAGACACCAAGGGGGGAGUGGAAGUGGAAGACGUCAAACUGGCCUUGAGCGGACAUGUGACAGAAGGUUACAAGUUCAUUCCUAAACAUAAAUUGAAUCAGGGUGAUCAAGGUUACAACUCAUCUCCCACUCUGGAUGACAGAGUUCACGUUCUGGUUUGUGUCAUUCCUGCCAGCUCAUUAUCUAUAUUAAGUGAUGAAGUUUUGAAGAAGAUGAGAGAAGUCAGACUAGCAGCCAGUGAAAUGGGGAUUCCCCAACUGGCUAUUCUCACCAAAGUUGAUGAAGCCUGCCCAGAGGUUAAAAAAAAUAUAAAUAAUGUCUAUAAGAGCAAGUACCUGAAGGAACAGGUUGACAAAUUCAAAUGCAGCUGGGAAUUCCAGUGAACUGCAUCUUUCUUGUGAAGAACUACGAUCAAGAAAUUGUCACAAAUGAUGACAUUAAUUCGUUCAUACUGAGUGCACUGAGACAGAUGAUUAGCUAUGGAGAAGACUUCCUCAACAGCCUGUAGACCUACAAACUACUGAGGCAAACCUUGCAUGAUUAAGACAUGAAUAAACUGAGAUUCAAACAAUAAUCUUCUUGAUAAUUUUUAGUAACUUUCAGUAUUGUGUAAUUCAUAUAGUAUGUACUAAAGCAUGUGCUGCUUCAUUACAUCCUUAUAAUUUAGUUAGAAAUGUCAAUGUAUCUUGUCAUAAAUGUCAUGUAUGCAAAUGAGGAGGCGUUACCGGUCAUAGAUAAUGUUGCUUUGGUUGCAAUUUUAAUUCAGACAAUAUCCGAUUAUGGCAAGCUAAGUUAGCUCGUGUUACAGCACCUUAGCAUUAAUGUUAAGUUAGCUAACUAACUUAUAUGAGUUAAAAGAUAACAAAGCCCAAUUUGGAUAUGUUUCUGUCUGUAAAUUUUAGUAACUUUCAGUAUUGUGUAAUUCAUAUAGUAUGUACUAAAGCAUGUGUGGCUUCAUUACAUCCUUAUAUUUUAGUUAGAAAUGUCAAUGUAUCUUGUCAUAAAUGUCAUGUAUGCAAAUGAGAAGGCGUUACCGGUCAUAGAUAAUGUUGCUUUGGUUGCAAGUUUAAUUCAGACAAUAUCCGAUUAUGGCAAGCUAAGUUAACACGUGUUACAGCACCUUAGCAUUAAUGUUAAGUUAGCUAACUAACUUAUAUGAGUUAAAAGAUAACAAAGCCCAAUUUGGAUAUGUUUCUGUCUGUAAAUAUUAGUAACUUUCAGUAUUGUGUAAUUCAUAUAGUAUGUACUAAAGCAUGUGCGGCUUCAUUACAUCCUUAUAUUUUAGUUAGAAAUGUCAAUGUAUCUUAUUGUUAUUUUACUUUGAUAAACAAAGAAUGAAUACUCUGUAUCCAACCUGGAUAGACAAAUAAAAUGAAUGUUUGGAAAAUCAAA
This is a messenger RNA of Micropterus salmoides (largemouth bass), 3702 nucleotides long. Its product is annotated as interferon-induced protein 44-like. The coding region runs from base 1965 to 2693 and encodes 242 amino acids. The record is from RefSeq and is a predicted model, not a curated record. The transcript has 7 exons. NCBI's taxonomy places the organism in Eukaryota, Metazoa, Chordata, Actinopteri, Centrarchiformes, Centrarchidae.